Messenger RNA from Striga hermonthica, 594 nucleotides. NCBI's taxonomy places the organism in Eukaryota, Viridiplantae, Streptophyta, Magnoliopsida, Lamiales, Orobanchaceae. The record is from the annotation of a GenBank genome assembly.
AUGUAUGGACUCAUUCGGUUUGGUGACUUGCAAUGGGAGAUUGGCUUUUCUUCCGGCAUAUUCUUGAAAAGCUGCCCGCCGUUUUUCCACGGUGGGGCGUACCACUACAUCGAUUCCUAUUCGGAGGACUUGGUCACGUUCGACCCAAGUACUGCUCGCUGGAUUCCCAAGGGUGAUGGAGUCGAGGAAGACGUCGAGGAAGUCGAAUGGAAGGCUGAAGAUGAAUAUUAUUAUGAAUGGGAGCGAUAUGAAAUCUACCUUGCAGAAGACCAAGGGGAGAUAUGGGCCGUGUUUGUGUGCGAUGCCGAGAGGGAAGUGAGUGUGAGGAAAUGGGAUUUCGAGGGGUCGUGUUGGAGGAGCGUCGAGAGUUUGGGGGGCAAGUGCAUGUACGUUAGUAGGAACGGCUCAUUUGUUGAGACGUGCCGAGGGUUGGAGAACAAGAUUUACAUGAACAAGUUUUUUGGGGAGAGCGGUGUGUUGUACUCUGUGGCCACGGGGAUGUACCACUCGAUCGAGGGGGGGUUUGCCAGCCGGGAUGGUUACGGGCUCAACUUCAUGACUUACGGUAUUUGGAUUAAGCUGAGCAAAUCGUGA